AUGGAAAUCUUGCACGUCUCGGGUCAACCCUUUAGUGAUACAACUAUUGAGGCUUAUCAGUAUCACACUUAUCAACCAUAUACAUCAAAUUUAAACUACAAUGAUGAAAUCAGAAUAAAUAUUCAAGAUCUAGAUGCUUAUACUUUACCAUGUAACAGUUACAUAUACAUAGAAGGAAAAAUGUUAACUGAUGACAAUAAAGUUCCUACAAAAUUUCAAUUUAUUAAUAACGGUAUUUCAUAUUUAUUUAGAGAAUUGAGGUAUGAGUUAAAUGGUGUUACAAUUGAUUCCGUACGAAAUAUUGGUUUAAUUUCAACUUUGAAAAACUACUUGUCGCUUAAUGAAAAUCAGAGUAAACUCUUACAAAAUGCUGGUUGGUUUCCAAAAGAAGAUAAGUUGAAGAUUGAUACGCAUGGUAAUUUUAAUGUAUGCAUACCAUUAAAAAUUUGGUCUGGCUUCUUUGAAGAUUUUCAAAAAAUUAUCAUUAAUAUGAGACAGGAAUUAGUCUUGAUACGAGAAAAAGAUGAUAUUGAUGCUAUUAUUGCUACAGAUGAAACAGAAACACCAAAAAUUGAAAUUAAUAAACUUUAUUGGAAUGUACCUCAUAUUUUACCUAAUAUUAGCGAACAAUUGCGGCUAAACAAAAUAGUUCGUAGUAAUACGGAACUACCCAUAAAAUUUAGACUCAACAGCCUGGAAGACAAACUGGCGGACAUGAUGGAUGCCAUCAAAGCAUUAGCCAUCCACCAAGCCACGAGAGUAAGCGAACCAGCUGUACCGCGACCACAACAACCCAGAUGGAGGCCAGCGCUAGUAAGAUUCGCGGGCAGCGAGUACGAAAUCCCCGAAGAAUUCCAUGUUACAGCCCUCGAAUACCUAAUAAGUAUAGGUAUAGAAGAGGCCUAA
Messenger RNA from Diabrotica virgifera virgifera (western corn rootworm), 906 nucleotides. RefSeq lists its product as uncharacterized. Bases 1 to 906 code for a protein of 301 amino acids. Lineage: Eukaryota; Metazoa; Arthropoda; Insecta; Coleoptera; Chrysomelidae. The record is from RefSeq and is a predicted model, not a curated record. The transcript has a single exon.